Salvelinus sp. IW2-2015 is the source of this 3841-nucleotide messenger RNA. RefSeq names its product asparagine synthetase [glutamine-hydrolyzing]. Gene Ontology annotation, cellular component: cytosol. NCBI's taxonomy places the organism in Eukaryota, Metazoa, Chordata, Actinopteri, Salmoniformes, Salmonidae. Gene Ontology annotation, molecular function: asparagine synthase (glutamine-hydrolyzing) activity. The record is from RefSeq and is a predicted model, not a curated record.
GUCAGUGUAAUCGUUUGUUCUCUCGUUGCAUCAUUCCGCCGCUGAGGAGAAUAAUAUUGCUUCACCCUUUUGUGUCCACGAAAUAAAACGAAAUAAAGCUCCAGGAUGUGUGGUAUUUGGGCCUUGUUUGGCAGUGAUGAGUGCCUGUCGGUUCAGUGCACCAACGCUAUGAAGAUCGCCCACCGGGGCCCAGACGCUUUUCGUUUUGAGAAUGUCAACGGCUUCACAAACUGUUGCUUCGGCUUCCAUCGCCUGGCUAUCGUAGACCAGCUGUAUGGCAUGCAACCCAUCCGCAUCAAGAAGUUCCCCUACCUAUGGCUCGUCUACAACGGGGAGAUCUACAACCACGACACGCUGAAGAAGCAGUUUGAGUUUACUGACUACCAGACCAAAGUAGACGGUGAGAUCCUGCUUCACCUGUACGAGCGGUUCGGCAUUCAGAAGAUGGCGUCCCUAUUGGACGGAGUGUUCGCCUUCAUCCUCCUGGACACAGCCAAUAGGAAAGUGUUCCUGGGGAGGGAUACGUAUGGUGUGCGACCCAUGUUCAAACUACUGACCGACAACGGCUUCCUGGCUGUGAGCUCUGAGGCUAAAGGUCUGACUGAUAUCACCCACUCCAUGUCUUCUCCUCCUAAGAUCACUCCGUUCCUCCCGGGGCACUUUGAGGUGUUUGACCUGAAGCCCACUGGGAAGGUAGAGUCUAUUCAGAUGGACCGCUUCCACUACUGCACCCAGGAGCCCAGCCACGCUGCCUAUGACACGGUAGAAAUGCUACCCUCCGGUUUUGUCCCAGAGACAGUGAAGAGCAACAUCCGGUCUUUGUUUGAGAACGCUGUCCGGAAACGACUCAUGGCCCAUAGGAGGAUCGGCUGUCUUCUCUCAGGUGGUCUAGACUCCAGUCUGGUGGCAGCUACGCUGGUCAAACUGGCCAAAGAGGAGAAGUUGAAGUACCCCAUCCAGACCUUCGCUAUCGGGGCUGAAGACAGCCCAGACAUCCUGGCUGCUCGCAUGGUGGCGUCGUACAUCAACAGUGAGCACCACGAGGUCAACUUCACCCCUGAGGAAGGUUUCAAAGCCGUGGAGGAGGUCAUCUUUCACCUGGAGACCUAUGACAUCACCACCAUACGCGCCUCUGUCGGCAUGUACCUAGUGUCAAAGUACAUCCGUGAGAAGACUGACAGCGUGGUGAUCUUCUCUGGGGAGGGCUCUGAUGAGCUGACACAGGGGUACAUCUACUUCCAUAAGGCUCCCACGCCCAAGGCAGCAGCAGAGGAGAGUGUUCGUCUGAUGAAGGAGCUCUACCUCUUUGACGUCCUGAGAGCCGACCGUACAACCGCUGCACACGGUCUGGAGCUGAGAGUGCCUUUCCUGGACCACAGGUUCACAGCGUACUACCUUUCCCUGCCUGAGGAGAUGAGGCAACCUAAGGAUGGAGUGGAGAAGCACCUCCUCAGAGACUCAUUUAAAGGUCUGAACCUGAUCCCAGACGAGAUCCUAUGGAGACGCAAAGAGGCCUUCAGCGACGGAAUGACUUCUGUCAAGAAGUCCUGGUACAACAGCCUGCAGGACCAAAUGGAGUCUGAGGUGAACGACUACGAUCUGGAGAAAGCUCCUAAGACAUUCCCGUUCCUCCCUCCCAGAACCAAAGAGGCGUACUUCUACCGCCAGGUGUUUGAGAAGCAUUACCCGGGCCAGGCUAAGUGGCUCAGCCACUACUGGAUGCCCCGCUGGAUCAAUGCCUCCGACCCCUCAGCCAGAACCCUCUCCAUCUACAAGCCUGACAAAGACCAGUGAUACAGCAACAACAGUGGCUCUUUUCCAAUACCCUCACUAGCGUAGCACUUAUACUGCAUGAAUGCUCAAUAGACUACUUCAUUCUAAGUGGUCUGCUAGUAUGGAUAUUGGAACGUAGACCGUGUCAGCUGUCAAUCACCUUUGUCACCAUUACUACACCUCCCCUUCACAACAUACCUAUCUAGAAUUUGUCUCAUGCUAGAGUUGUGACGAUUGUGGGAUUUUAGGGUAACAAAUUGAAAUUUUAGUUGAAAAAUGUUUUGACCUUGUAAUGCAUCAUAAUGCAUCUUUAGCUACUACAUACCUAAUGAAAACAACACUGCUUUGGUGACACCCCUGUAUCAAACUAAUGGAGUUGAUCACUUGGAACUUUGGAAAUGAAGCUUCUCCUACCGACCGUGCUGCUUGCAAAAUGCUAUCGGAUAAACUAUGUCUACUUGAAUAUAAAGUUGAAUCCCCUCGUCUCCUAAAAUAAAUGCAGUAAGACUAUGAUGAAAAUUAUGAUUAUUUUUUUACAGUUAUUGUCAGUUAGAUGAUUAUAUGAUAAUUGUGCCAGCCCUAUGCAGGAAUCAUCUAGUUCUUGGGAUCAUUGUGAAUUACAGUUACAGGGUCAGUUCUGAUUUGGGGAAACUUGUUUCAGUAGGAAUAGUCAAUAAUAUUAGAAGACGAUGAUGAUGCUUAGUUAAAUAAACAAUGCUGCCGUUUAUCUCACUGGGAUUCGGUAGCACUACUACUGAAAUGCUUUCAUACAUUAUAGUACCAUACCUAGAUAUGAUUACGUAAUACAUAGAUGUAAUUGACAUAUUUUAACAGCUUCAGACAUAAGCCAAACCUUAACACAAUUCUUAACAGUUCCUAAUGAGUUCUGUUGGCAAAAUAGGCCUUUUCCUCUCAUUCACAUUGUUAUGAAGUUGGAUGCAUAUAACAGGUAAUGUACCCAGAAGUUAGAUAUAACAGGAAGGAGGCAGCCUUUAAAAUAAAGGACAUUUUUCUUUCCUGUCUGCUGUAAUAGGUGACAUUUGUCAGGUUCAGUUCCAUGCAGAUGAGGCUGGGCUAAUUUUAUUGGCUGGAAUGGAAUAGAGUCAAACGUGAUUGCCAUGUGUUUGAUACUGUUCUGUUUAUGCCAUUCUAAUGAGCCUGUCCUAUAACUCCUCCCAAACUGACAGAGAAGUACCCUAAUUUAACUAAUUUACCUUUUAAACAUAUUUUAAAUGUCAGAACAGUUAUGAUGAAACUAAAGCUUUCAUGCAUUGAUCAAGCCCAAAGUUUUCUUUCUUAUUGAAAAGGAAAAGGCACAACGUUCACUCACCAUUAAAAACACAUUUUAUUGAAUCAACUAUUGAAAGCUUGGUUAUUUGGCCUUCAUCAGAAUAGGAAUUUGAACAUUUCUUACUCUUUUUGUCUCCCCCUGUUUUUAUUUUAACUUGUCAUCAUACUCAUGUCAUAUGAGAAAGGCUAAUGCCUCUGAUAUGACUUAGCCAUUCUGUACUUAAUAAGUGGCCACACAAACUGAUCAGACAGAUAAUGAAUCUAUCUGGAAUAGCGAUAACAAAAGGACGAGGUGUUUGUUGCCCGUUACAUACUGUCCUUUACUGGAGUGUGUUGUGUUUUAACUACCAAUUAAAGAGAGCAAGACCAUGGCAUGGCGUAAUAAUGGUCUAUAAAUCAUAAUUCUCACAAACGUUUACGUAAAGUGUGCUAUGCGUGUGUUCUUGCGUGAGUGUGUCAUUAAGAUAAUGAUAGAAUGUGUAACAGAUUGAAUAUCACGCUGGGAACAACAUGAAUCAAUUGAAGACGAAACAUGACUGAGACAGGCUGGUAUAAUGGGUUACAUAAGGAAGCCACUCAGACCAAAACAAACACACUGCAGGUUGGAUGCUAACCAUAGUGCAUUGAUUGCACUUUGUUUUCUGAAUUGCAAUCCAUCUAGAGUCCAGAUGGAAAUGUAUGAAACUAUAGCAUCACAUGUCUAAAGUGAUAGACACAGUGUCUAUCUACUGUAUUUACACUGCUUCGGAAAUAAAUGUGCUCCAUACCCUUGACAAUA